UUCAAAGAAAAUGGCAGUGUUCGUCGUACUGUCCUAACAUUCUAAUACAUAUACUGUCAACACGCCGGCAUCGUCUGGUGAGCUACUCGACUAUAUAACCCUUGUUCGUUAUUAACUAUUAGUCACUGACACUAAUCGUAAGACAAGAGAAAAUGUGGGCAAGGCGUUAAGGAGGCAUAAUUGUACAAAUGCAUCCUAAACCACUCUUGGACUUGUGCAUAGACCAUCUCGUCAAUGCCACAGCUUGUUACCAGCGGAUGUGCAAUGACUAUGAGGCAAUAUGGAGGGAUGUGGGUCACGUGUGGGCGGAUCUAUGGUACCUGCCGCCAUGUGUCCCUGCUCGUGCCACUCAACUCCUGCAUACGCAUCUACUGCAUACCCACUUCCUGCAUGAGCACCAAGAAAAUGAUAUUUAUGAGAUGACUUGCCCAAUUUUAACCCUGUUAGCUGUAAAAAUUCGUAAAAUCACCAUUAUCCCAGUAGUUCGACAGUUACCAAGUCUAUCUUCCUCGGCCUUCUUCUCAGUGAAUGGUGUGUUUAGUGGAGAGUAUUGGCUUCAGGAACUGGAUUUCACAGGUAUUGAUCUCAUUCAAGAUUUGAGUGUGUUAGAGGUGUUGUUACCUUUGUGUCCAGAACUCAGUGUCCUCAAGUUGGGAGGCAACACAACUCCAGAUGUAUUGCUUGCAGCAAAGGCCUGUCCUCUCACCAUUCUCCACAUAAGUGAACGACUUGUUUGGGAGCCUAGAAUUUUUGAAGAUGUUCUAAUAGAUAUUGUUUUAGGUUCUAAAAUACACAAUUCAGGAGAGCUCUUGGAGAGUGUACGACGAAGAAAGCCAUUAGAUCUCAACCCAACCUGGCCACACCUUACUGAUUUCUCGAGUGGGUUUUGUAGAGUGAAGCAGGACUUUAUACUGAUGAUUCUUAUAGUGUUUAAGAAAUUGCAUUCCCUAGCAAGUAGAGUUGUAGAUGUACAUAAAGCUGUCCGAACAUUUUAUGAACUGCAGACACAAGUUCCAAAUAUGCAUAAACUGUCCCUGAAGACCAAUUCUGUGUACUGUCAUAAAGAUAUGAUAGACAUCUUUUCACGUGUUGCACCCAAACUUGAAACAUUGAAGUUAACAGCAUUGGGCAGUGACAUCUCACAGGUUUCUAAUAGUUUCCCAUUCCUAAGAGAACUUCAUGUGGACUUAAAAUUUUUUGAUCCAGAUGUGUCUCCUGCUGAGAUUUUAGCUGGUAUUGGAUUACAACUCACUGUGCUUAGGCUUCAGUCAAGUACCUGUAGUUAUUAUGAAAUGCCCCAGAGGUGUAUUUCAUCACUGCUACAAGUGUGUCCACGUCUUCAGGAUUUAACUUUAGCCUUUAACCGUGGUAUACAAUGUGAUCACUUUGGUGUUCAGGAAAUGCCAUGUUUUGAAAAUAUAACUUCACUUGUGUGCAAGUCGGGUCGCUUUAGGCAAGAACCAUUAAAGUGCCUCCUGAAAAUGUUUCCAAAGCUACAGACACUUUCUAUUGAAGGAAGAGUAAAUAAUUUUGAAUCCGUAUUGCAACAUCUAACACAAUUCCAGGACUUGAGAAUUUUGAAAUUGUUAAGGCUUGAAAAGAUAGCUGUGGAAAGUCUGUGCGAGUUACCAAGGAUGACCAGUGACCGAAGAUCUUGGGAACUGUAUGUUUCUCCUAUUCUGGUUUCACGGUCAGACAUUAAGAAAUUGCAAAACUGUGGAUGGACUUAUAUUCCUAUUAGUGAUAUUACCUCUCUUUAAUAUGUUAGCUGGGGAUUCUUUUUUUGUGUGCAUUUAUUUUAAUUCCUUUAAUGAAACCUUGAUAAAAUACAGUAUUUAUAUUUUAAUGCUGUCAACCCCUCUACCUCCCACCCAGGAGGCUAGUGCCAUGUAAACAAUGUCUUCUCUGGCCACACCCCACAAAUUACAAUGAGUUUUGUAAAUAAGGCGGCUGCUGAUACUAAUACUAACACUUUCCUUGAUAAGAUAGUGGUGUUUGAAAUCCUACUCGAACAGGAAACUCAACCUGGAGGACUGUGAGUUCAAUAUAUUGUACAGUAGAUGGAUAUGACUCAUUUAUGAACCUUUCUCAAGUAACUUACAAGAGGGGUGUUGUUUUUAUGCUAGGCAAGACCUUAGAGCCAACCAGGUGAGGGUACAGAGGAGGAUGUUUUUGAAGAAUCAAUUUGGUGUAAAAUUAUAUUAAAGGGGAGAGACCUGCUUAUUGUUGGGUGCAUCUACAAAUCCCCAAACUGUAGCUUAUUAAACCAAAGGAACUUACGAGCCUUAAUUGACAAUGUACGGCGGUUAACUACAGAUACAGUACCUCCUUGUCAUGGGAGACUUCAACUAUAGCGACAUCAACUAUAGAAAUGAAACCGUGCCAAAUGACCUUAAUGAUCCCGCUACUCUUUUUGUAGAAACAGACAAUUUUCUAUUCCAACAUGUUAAAGAUCUGACUCGCUACAGAGGGGAGCAAACAUCCAAACUGCUGGACCUCAUCAUAACUAACGAGGAGGGUAUGGUGGCCAAACUGGAACACCUCUCCCCUGUCAGCACCAGUCACCACAUAAUGUUGUCCUUCAGAUUUAACUUGCUUGGUUCAUGACAAAAGCAGGCCAAGGUUCAAAUAUUACAAGGGCGAUUACGAUAGGAUUAGGGAGGAGAUGAGGGAUAUUCACUGGCCUGACUCUCUGACAUACAAGAACGCAGAUGCUGGCAGAUGCCCACUCCACAAGGGUCACAGUUCAAGGUCGUUGAAGCCACAAGUCCAGGAAAUUGUUAGGGCAAACUUUUUCGGAGAGAGAAUUGUAAACUCUUGGAACACACUACCAGA
This is a messenger RNA of Homarus americanus (American lobster), 2835 nucleotides long. RefSeq lists its product as uncharacterized. The record is from RefSeq and is a predicted model, not a curated record. Bases 189 to 1760 code for a protein of 523 amino acids. The transcript is spliced from 2 exons. NCBI's taxonomy places the organism in Eukaryota, Metazoa, Arthropoda, Malacostraca, Decapoda, Nephropidae.